Acanthosepion pharaonis is the source of this 3597-nucleotide messenger RNA. NCBI's taxonomy places the organism in Eukaryota, Metazoa, Mollusca, Cephalopoda, Sepiida, Sepiidae. The record is from the annotation of a GenBank genome assembly.
AUGUUGGCCUCGAUGUCGAGGCUUGCUUUAGCUGUUGCAAUUGAAAUCCACCGAAACGAAGCGCCAGUUUGGGGAAUUUUAAUACGAAGAGAACAAAAUGGAAGUAGACCCUUCGUUUCUUCAUGCCCAUCUAUAUAUCUAUCUAUUUUAGUCUGUUCAUUAAAUAUCUAUCUAUCUAUCUAUCUAUCUAUCUAUCUAUCUAUCUAUCUAUCUCAGUCUCAUCAUAUCUAUCUAUAUCUAUAUCUAUAUAUAUGUUUCUGGGGUGUCGCGUUUUUUAACUCUCUUUCUCUCUUUCUUUGUUUAUUGGUCUUUCUUUCUUUUUCUUUCUUUCUUUCUUUCUUUCUUUUUUUCUUUCUUUCUUUCUUUCUUUCUUUUCUUUUAACUUUUUUCUUUGUUUCUUACCGAUAUUUCUUUUUCUUUCAUUUUUUAUAUUUCUUUCUUUCUUUCUUUCUUUCUUUCUUUUCCUUUAACCUCUUUUGCUUUGUUUCUUACCGAUAUUUCUUUUUCUUUCUUUCUUUCUUUCUUUCUUUCUUUCUUUCUUUCUUUCUUUCUUUCUUUUUCUUUUCUUUAACCCCCCCUUUUUUUUUUUCUUUUUUCUUUUUCUUUUUUUUCUUUCUCUUUCUUUCUUUCUUUCUUCUCUAUCUUUUCUAUUUCUUUUUUCUCUCUCACUGUUUUUUCUCUAUCUAUUAUUUUUCUCUUUUCUAUCUAUUUUCUCUUUUUCUAUCUAUUUUCUCUUGUUCUAUCUAUUUUCAUUACUUCUUUCUUUCUUUCUUUCUUUCUUUCUUUCUUUCUUUUCCACUCUGCUUUUCUUUUUCUUUUUUCUCUCACUCAUUGUUUCGUUCUCUUUCUUCCCCGCUCUAUUUUUCUCUUUUUUUAUCUCUUUUCACUUUCUAUUUUCUUUCCUUCUGCCUCUUCGUUCUGUCCCUUCUUUUCUUUUUUGUUUCUUUCUUUUUUUGUUUGUUUAUUUCUUUCUUUCUUUUCCCUUCUACCUUUAUUUCUCUUUUCCUCUAUCACUUCCCUUCUCUAUCUUUCUCUCUGUGUCUUCCUCGCUCUAUUUUCUCUAUUUUUCUCUAUUUUCUUUCUUUCUUUCUUUCUUUCUUUCUUUCUUUCUUUCUUGCCUGUUCUCUCAUUUUCCUUCUUUUUCUCUCCCUUUUCCUUGUUUUUCUCUCUCUUACCUUCUUUCUCUCUCUUACUUUCUCUCUAUGUUUCUUUUUCUCUUUCUCUCCUCCUCUCUUUGCCUCCCACCCUUUCUCUGACGUUCUCCUUCCCUUCCUCUGUCCCUCUUUCUCUCUUAUUCGUUUCUUUCUCAUCAACAUAUAUCCUAAAUUUAAAUCUCUCAGUACAGAAACAUGUGAUACCUACAUCUGGUGCUAUGACCAGCUGUUUACCGCCAAAAUUAUUCUCGCCCAACCACGAAGCCUUAUUUUCAAAUGCUCAGUCACGAACGCAGGCGAUCAAAGUUCUCGACAUUUUCCAACUUCAUCUUUUUCUUUUACUUUUUUCUUCUUUUCUUUUUUCUUUUUCUUUUUCUUCUUUUUCUUUUUUCUUCUUUUUCUUUUCUUUUUUCUUCUUUUUUCUCCUUUUACUUCUUUCUUGUUUUUCUUUUUUCUUCCUUUUCUUUGUUUUCUUCUUUUUCUUUUCUUUUUCUUUUUUCUUUUUCUUUUUUCUUCUUUUUCUUUUAUUUUUCUUUUUCUUUACAUUUUUCUUUUUCUUCUUAUUCUUUUUUCUACUUUUUCUUCUCCUUUUUCUUCUUUUUCUUUUUACUUCUUUUUCUUUUCUUUUUCUUUUUUCUUCUUUUCUUUUUUCUUUUUCUUUCUCUUCUUUUUCUUUUUUCUUCUUUUUCUUUUCUUUUUCUUUUUUCUUCUUUACUUUUUUCUUUUUCUUUUUUCUUCUUUUUUAUUUCUUCUUUUCUUUUUCUUUUUUCUGUUUCUUCUUUUUUUCUCCUUUUACUUCUUUCUUGUUUUUCUUGUUUUUCUUUUUUCUUCCUUUUCAUUGUUUGCUUCUUUUUCUUUUUCUUUUUUUUCUUCUUUUUCUUUUCUUUUUCUUUUUCUUUUUUCUUCUUUUUCUUUUCUUUUUCUUUUUCUUCUUUUCUUUUUCUUCUUUUUCUUUUUUCUUUUCUUUUUUCCUCUUUUCUUUUUCUUUUUUUUUCUUCUUUUUUUUUUUUCUUUUUUCUUCUUUUUUUUUUCUUCUUUUUUCUUUUUUCUUUUCUUUUUUUCUUCUUCUUUCUUUUCUUUUUUCUUCUUUUCUUUUCUUUUCUUUUUUUCUUCUUUUUUCUUUUUUUCUUUUUUUUUUCUUUUUCUUUUUCUUUUUUCUUUUAGUUUUUUCUUUUUUUUUCUUUUUUUCUUUUCUUUUUCUUUUUCGUUUUCUUUUUCUUCUUUUCUUUUUUCUUUUUCUUUUUUCUUCUUUUUUUCUUUUUUCUUCUUUUCUUUUUCUUUUUUCUGUUUCUUCUUUUUUCUCCUUUUACUUCUUUCUUGUUUUUCUUUUUUCUUAGUUUUCUUUGUUUUCUUCUUUUUCUUUUCUUUUUCUUUUUUCUUCUUUUUCUUUUAUUUUUCUUCUUUUAUUUUUCUUUUCAUUCUUUUUCUUUUUUCUUCUUUUUCUUUUCUUUUUUCUUCUUUUUCUUUUCUUUUUCUUCCUCCUUUUUUAUUUUUUAUUUUUCUUUCUUCUUCUUUUUCUUUUAUUUUUUCAUCUUUUCUUUUUCUUUUUUCUGUUUCUUCUUUUUUCUCCUUUUACUUCUUUCUUGUUUUUUCUUGUUUUUUUUUAUUUUCUUCCUUUUCGUUGUUUUCUUCUUUUUCUUUUCUUUUUCUUUUUUGUUUUUUCUGUUUCUUCUUUUUCUUUUUUCUCCUCUUUUCUUGUUUUUUCUUUUUCACCUUUUCCUUUUUUCUUCUUUUUCUUUUCUUUCUUUUUCUUCUUUUUUCUUCCGUUUCUUUUUUCUCCUUUUUCCUUUUUCUUCUUUUUCUUUUUUCUUCUCUUUCUUUUUCUUCUUUUUUCUUCUUUUUCUUUUUCUCCUUUUUCUUUUUUCUUGUUUUUUCUUUUACUUUUGCUUCUUUUUCUUUAUUUCUCGUUCUUUUUUCUUAUUUUUCUUUUGUUCUUCGGUCAGCAAUCUCCGGCCCGCGAAGGCAUUUUGACCGGCCCGCGAGCCUGAUUACCAAUGACUCUAUUUUUUUCUUUUUUCUUUUUUUUUUCUUUUUUCUUCUUUUCUUUUCCUUUUUCUGUUUUUUCUUUUUUCUCCUUUUACUUCUUUCUUGUUUUUCUUGUUUUUCUUUUUUCUUCCUUUUCUUUGUUUUCUUCUUUUUCUUUGUUUUCUUCUUUUUCUUUUCUUUUUCUUUUUUCUUCUUUUCUUUUUCUUUUUUCUUUUUUCUUUUCUUUUUUCUUCUUUUCUUUUUCUUCUUUUUUCUUCUUUUUCUUUUUUCUUCUUUUCUUUUUUCUUCUUUUUCUUUUCUUUUUCUUCUUUUCUUUUUCUUUUCCUUCUUUUUCGUUUUUCUUUUUUCUUUUCUUUUUUCUUCUUUUUCUUUUAUUUUUCUUCCUCCCUUUUCAUUUUUUAUUUUUCUUCUUUUUCUUUUUUCUUCUUUUUCUUUUAUUUUUUCUAUUUUUCUCUAA